AUGGUGCUAGAGGCUGAGCCCUCUCAAUUCUCCUGCUCUGCCCGAGCGGUGGCUGCCGCAACACCACAGCCUCUCUGCCAGGCUACCAAGCCGGCCGCCUCUGCCAAGUGCAGGGAUCUUGGUGGCGGAGCGGAGAGACAUCUGUGGAUGAACCUGGCAGAACAUCCGGAAGAAAGAAAAUUUCUCGAUGCUCAUUCGCCUUCUGACUUUUCGGUUAUUUUUGUUACGGUGAUCGGAGAAGUUUUGGAGACGAAGGUCUCGCUGCUUUCCAGAUCCUUCGUGCCACGAAGGUCAGGUGCUGAGCCCGUAGGGGUCCUGGCCUGUUUUGAGGAUCCAAAGACGGGCACAGAAUUUGUCGCUACUCACUCUUCCCUCGCCCCAACUGCGGGCACAGGCCGAGAGGUGGUCUACGUCCAUAGAGGUGAGCUGUUGGUUUCUGAUGUGGGGUGUGCUAAAUGUCUGUUGGAGACGUAUGUCAAGCGGAGCCUCAGCCUGAAUGAAGGAUGCAGGAAACAUCAGCUAAAUAAACACAAAUGGCUUAAACCAGACAGGCAGUCCAGACGGGCGUCCAGUGACACCUCCACCCAGCGUUUGAGAGUAGAGAGGCUCCUGAAGACCAGCGAGUGCCCUGAAUGCACAACACCAGAACUUGUCACUAGGAGAAAGAGCACCAAAGCACCAAACAGAACCAAAUCAUUCUUCAGAGGCUUUCUCCACCUCUUCUCUAAGAAGAAGACCGAGCCCAAAGUGAAAGAUGAGCGAGUUACAGAAACAGACUCUGGACAACAUAUGAUAGAACGGGGGCUUCGCUCUUCUCAGAAAGGCUCAUCUGGCCUCAGUGUGAGGAAAAAACACUCUCUGAGAAGGAUCUUCUUUAGCAAUCAAAAUGAUGAGAAAAGAGAGUCCCUGCAAAAGGACUCCUCUCGUGUUCGUGGAGGCGUGGAGGGGCUUUCAGACGUGAGCGUGGACUCUGAUAAUACAUACUUUGAGAAGGUGUCAGAAGAACUGGAGUUGAUUGUGAAGGAGAUUCAGUUCAGUCCAAAAGAAGAUGCUCCGCUUCUCUCUUCUGCUUCUGCAAGAGACUGCAGCUCUUCAGGUGAUGACACUACAGAGAGGAUUACCAGCCUGCUGAAGCAACAUGGGGAUAUUAUUGAUCAGAAAAUAAGCAGGAACAAGAGUGUCCAAGACUUCCUCCAGAAACUGUCUUACAGCUCCUUCCAGCAGCUGGCUGAUCGCUACAUAGCGCAGAUCCCCAGUCCUCUUCCCCAGACCACAGACGCCUCCCCUGAGCUGGUCAGACUCGCCUUCACCCUGGACUUUACCGCCAAAGUGGCUGGAUUGUGCAGCCAGACAGUCGGUCGGAUCAUGGGGUUUGGUAACCAGUACCUUCAGGAUUCCUUCACACAAAUGUGUGCAGCCCACAGACAGGUGCCAGAAGAUUUGGAAGAACAGAGUACAAGUGAUACAGACUGACUGUGAAGUCAAAAACGACAAAAAAAAAAAAAGAUAAAAAGUGCAAUAGAGUUAACUCAGGGGGGGGGGGAAACUGAUGUAUUUGUAGCUGCUUUUGUGAAUAAGCCAAAUUUAGUAGUUUGUUUAUACUAUAAGUUUACAGUGACUGACUGUGAAAAUUACAACAGUUGAACCUGAUACUAAAACUGUGAAUAAUA
Molecule: messenger RNA, 1670 nt
Organism: Cyprinus carpio (common carp)
Lineage: Eukaryota; Metazoa; Chordata; Actinopteri; Cypriniformes; Cyprinidae
Exons: 8
Coding region: 1-1473 (490 amino acids)
Source: RefSeq, a predicted model, not a curated record